Molecule: messenger RNA, 1237 nt
Organism: Stegostoma tigrinum
Lineage: Eukaryota; Metazoa; Chordata; Chondrichthyes; Orectolobiformes; Stegostomatidae
Product: probable G-protein coupled receptor 139
Exons: 2
Coding region: 28-1059 (343 amino acids)
Biological process (GO): G protein-coupled receptor signaling pathway
Cellular component (GO): membrane
Molecular function (GO): G protein-coupled receptor activity
Source: RefSeq, a predicted model, not a curated record
CAACCAAAUUUGUUGCUAACCUCAGAAAUGUCAUACCCAAUUGUGUGGCAAAUAGAAGAUGUUUUCUAUCCUCUUAUUUCAGCCAUUGGUGUUCCUGGACAAGAUCUGAAAAUGUUUACUUCAACUUCAAUGUCUUUCCUCACAGUUAACUUGGUGGCAAUAUUGAUCCUGUCCCGAGGAAAAUGUGGCCUCUCUGAGUGCAUCACUCAUUACUUGGUUGGAAUGGCAGUGGCUGAUCUCCUUGUCGUUGUCUUUGAUGCCAUUUUGUGGAUCACUAUUCCAAUUUAUUUACCACAUUCAUUCGUGAAACUUACUCCUGUGUGUAGUGUUCUUUCUGCCUUGAGGUCAGCAGCCACAGUGAUUUCUGUCUGGUUCACAGUCACAUUCACUUUUGAUCGAUUUGUGGCCAUUUGCUAUGAGAGAUUAAAAGCAAAAUUUUGCACUAAGACAACUGCAGCUGCAUUUCUAGGGACCGUGACUGUGCUAGGGUGCCUGGAGUCUCUACCCUGGUAUUUUGCAAUUGAGCCACGAUACUUCAUUGACAAUAUUCCAUGGGGCUGCACCCAUAAGCAGAGUUAUUACAGUUCCCCAGGAUGGGCUGCAUUUGAAAUGGUCAACUACAUUUUAACUCCUUGUGUGCCGUUCUUUCUGAUCUUGCUGUUCAAUGUGCUGACUGUUAGGCGUAUUUUAGUGAGCAGUCAAAUCCGUCGGGGUCUCCAUGGUCAAAAAAGUACAGAGAAACACAAGGAUGCAGAGAUAGAAAACCGGUUUAAAUCCAUCAUUUUGCUGUUCAGUAUAUCAGGCAGUUUUGUGCUGUUGUGGGUGACCCAGGUUGUGUACAAUAUUUAUGCACGAAUUAUUGAUGUCCGAUAUUACAAGUCCGCAACAGAUCCAUGCUUUAUCGCAGAUCGUACAGCAAAGAUGCUGCAACUCCUCAGCUCCUGUACUAAUACAGGUAUUUAUGCUAUCAUCCAGGUGAAAUUCCGACAAGAGCUGAAGAAUGCAAUCAUAUACCCGUUCAACCAAAUUGCUCAGGUGUGGAACAGGUGGAGGUUUUAAAACUUGAGAACUGAAUUGCACUUAACACCCUGGUGGUCUAAAAGCAACAUAGGUGAUAGAAAUAAGUGAUCAGCAUCACCAAGUCUUCAUUCGGACUAAUUUUGCCUAAUAAAAUCAAUUUAUUGCAAUCACAAAGUCGCUGGAAAAGCUCAGCAGAUCUGGCAGCAUUUGUGAAGGA